This is a messenger RNA of Penicillium verhagenii, 1662 nucleotides long. RefSeq names its product ATP-binding protein. The record is from RefSeq and is a predicted model, not a curated record. Bases 1 to 1662 code for a protein of 553 amino acids. NCBI's taxonomy places the organism in Eukaryota, Fungi, Ascomycota, Eurotiomycetes, Eurotiales, Aspergillaceae. The transcript has 5 exons.
AUGCUAUGGAAAAGGCUCACGCCACCCUUGUCAUCAUUUGCUCGACAAGGCCUAUCGAAACCAAUUAGGCCUUGUGGACGCAUUCUGCAAUACACAGCCAAGAGGUACAACUCGAACCCUCAAAACACCGGCCAGUAUACUCCAGAUCCUACCGAUCAAAAUGACGAAGAGGAUCGGGGACGAGGCCGCAAAAAUGAUUCGGAUCCCAAUCUGAAAUCUACAAUCCUCAAGAUGCUUGAAACUGCGGCAACUACUGCAGCAUCUAUCUUCAUCCUAGGCGCGGCGGGUUAUUCAUACCACCGGUACUACAAGUACUUGAUCCUGGACAAAAUGGAUAAUGCCUUCAAUCCAGGAGAUCCCGCUCUCGAGGUGGCGGGUGUUGGGCCAGGCCAACAUGAGUAUUUCCAUGAAGAGCACUGGAUUUCUCGGGAUGAGCAACCUCGGAUUGAUGAUAUCGUUGCCGGAAAAAAAGCCGGCCACUACUAUUUGAUGGUCGGCGAAAAGGGUACUGGAAAGACAUCAAUGCUUCUUGAGGCCAUGCGCAAGAUCAAUGGCGCUGGCGUUGCUAUUUUUGAAGCACAUGCUGAUCUGGAGAUCUUCCGCGUUCGUCUGGGAAAGGCACUUGAUUAUGAAUUCCACGAGGACUACAUCGGCAGCUUGUUCAGUAUCCGCGGUCCGCGAGACACCACCGCCUUGCUAGAUAUCGAACGCGCCUUUAACAAGUUGGAAAAGGUCGCACUGACGAGGAGAGCGACAGACAAGCAGCCAUUGGUUUUGAUCAUCAAUAGCACUCACUUGGUUCGCGAUGAUCAUGAUGGACAGGAUUUGCUGGAGAUGAUCCAGCAGCGAGCUGAACAGUGGGCUGCAAGUGGCCUGGUCACCACAAUCCUCAACAGUGAUGACUAUUGGGUAUAUGAACGCUUAAAGCGCUACGCUACUCGGAUGGAGGUAAUCCCAGUUAAGGAUUUGCCCAAGCAGAAAGCGAUGGACGCCUUGAAGAGAUAUCGCAAACAAUUCUGCAAUGAAGAUCUGCCUGCCUCCACUCUCGAGCAUGUUUACAAUGAGGUUGGCGGUCGACUUUCUUUCUUGAACCGAGUAGCCAAAUCUCCCGAUAUCUUGCAGACCUGCCGUGAGAUCUGUCGGGCCGAGAAGACAUGGUUCCUGAACAAGUGUUGGAUUUUAGGCGAGAGCAUGGAUGACGACGUGAUGGAUCAACAGAAGUUCUCUUCUGCCGCAAUGGUUCUGGCUAAAGCUCUCGUCGACCUUGAAAGUGAAAUGGAGCAGACCUACCACCCCGAGACUGGCCACAUCUUGCCUGAAAUCCCGCUACACAAAGCGCGCGAGAUUAUGACCCGUGCCGACUUCAUGCAGGCCUACGAUCAUGAAAACAUUUUCACCAUUGACUCGCGAGCCAUGGUGCGUGCGGAUUCUGUUCCUAUGCAACGUGCAUUCCAGGAGAUUUGCGCCGAUGAAGGAUUUGAUAAACACCUUCAGGGAACUUUGGACCGGAUUGACGACAUCGAAUCUCUCGGCCGUACCCGUGAGUUGACUAUUAAGGACCUCUGGAAUCAGGGCAAGUACCGGGUCGUGGUGAAGGACAACAGGGGCAAUGAGAGCGGAACUGUAGAGUUCUCUGUGGCAGAACGAGAGGAUGAUGAGUAG